Messenger RNA from Mizuhopecten yessoensis (Yesso scallop), 2343 nucleotides. RefSeq names its product adipolin-like. Bases 642 to 1619 code for a protein of 325 amino acids. The transcript has 8 exons. Lineage: Eukaryota; Metazoa; Mollusca; Bivalvia; Pectinida; Pectinidae. Gene Ontology annotation, molecular function: hormone activity. The record is from RefSeq and is a predicted model, not a curated record.
UACGCUAUAGCUCGCUGUUUGUAUGUUCAUUGCUACUCUCGCUCCACAGCGUUUGUGUGCUUCAGCCCAACACACCAGCCAUUGGCCAACAGUAUGAUUUAACGUGUACAUAGCGAUACCUGCACUUGCUAACUUUAACGCAAGGUAUAUACAUACAGGCUUGGGUUCAUUUUAUACUCAUUCUACCUGUAAACACACUAUCGCUUGCCUGAGUUCUGUUACUGAAAACUAGCACGUGAAUAUACACGGGAAUACUUGGUUUAACUUUAUAGUUUUUUAUACAUUGUGUGGAAAAAAUACCAAAUCAUUAUAAUAAUUUAAAAAACAACUUGAAAGUUUAUAAUGGGUUUUACAGCAAAAAAAUGAUAGCUGCCUUGUAUGGAGUUUUUGCAAAUUUAUACUUUUAGUGAAAGAACUAUUCAAAAGUUACACUAAAUGCAUUGAAGAUGAUACAAAUGUGUAAGUUAGUAUUAUAUUUACACGAAAAGUUGUCCAUUGUGUCGACGAUGAUGCUUUUACAGCAAAUAGUGGCUUUGUGAGGUUUGAAGAGGAAACCGUUGUGUAGGGUUUGGUAUAACACCUGUUUCGGAUUUUACUCGUGCCUUUUCGCAUUCUUUGAAAUCGUUGGAAUAAAGGAGAAGAUGGAAGACUUACGUUUGUUCCUACUUUGUGUAUUAGUUUUGAUACAAACAAUACCUGUGGAAAUGUCCAGUUUCCAGGACUUUCUUGACCUUGGAGACGAUAUUGACGGAUAUUCAAAUUUAAGCACCAAUGAUGAGGAGUUAGAGGACGCAAGAAGAAAGGCUGUUGAUCCCCAAGGAAGCUGGCUAUCUUUUAUAGAACAUUCUAAGCGUCUUCCGGACGGCAAACAAUCAGGACGGAAAAGAAAACAUAAAAGAAAUAACAGAUUGCGUUGUCCGCCAGGGCCUAUGGGACCACCAGGUCCCCAGGGGCCUCGGGGAAUCCCGGGACCCCCGGGGGCUAUAAUCACUCAAGAGGAAAUGAUGAGAGAAUUCCGCGCAAUGGUAAAAGAGGCUGCUGAAAAGCGAGCAGAUGAGCUGGUCAGUGAAAAGUGCAGUGCGUGCCAGGAGGCAGUGAACGGAAGUAGAAUCCGAGCCCCACAGGACGAAGCGGAAGUCCUCUCACACGUUCCCCGGAUAUCCGUCGGCUUCCACAUGCGACUUCGGAGAAACAUUGUCGUGUCAGGAAAAACGUUUAUGGAGCUUAAAACAUUUCACCAGCCUUUUGCAGGCGGAGCCUUUCAUAGAGGAGACACGUUCAACGCUCGGAGUGGUCGGUUCGCGGCUCCCACUGACGGGAUAUAUCAAUUCUCACUCAACCUUCACAUUCGGGCCAAAAAGAAAAGUCGUCGGAGCAACCUGAAAAAACGAGAUACUAUCAACACUCAAGUCUGCAUAGAUAGUUUAUGUCAAAACUUUGCGUCUCUGAAACAUUAUACCGGAUUGGAAAGUAACAGCAAGGUUUUUACUGUUAGUUUCACAGGGUUUUUGGAGCUAAAGGUCGGUCAAUAUGCAUCGGUAUACGUCGACAACGCCUCCAAUCUAAAUGCUGUUGUGCAGAGUGGGUCGGAUUUCACAGGUCUACUAAUUGGAUCGUGAUUAAUUCGAUUAUUGUAUGACGUCAUGAUAUCACCACAACAUGAAUGAGAGACAGUGACGUCAUCAUGUUAGAACAAAUGGUGUAUAUCUUUAGAACCAUUAUGACGUCACACAACAUGUUGACACAAGGACAUCUUAAUUCUAGCACAAAGGGUUACGUAAUGCGAGACCAUGUGACGUCAUAUAUUAUACUGUUUGUGGUAUAUAGGACACAUUGACGUCAUAUACAAUUUGUGUGACGAGGAAAUGUCAUUAUAAUCACGCAUGGUGGAUUGGAUAUGACGUCAUAGUAUGGUAAAAAGUGGUGCGUUAAGUGAGAAACUGUGAGUCAUAAUACAAAGAUAUAUGCCGGAUUUCUAUACGCGACAAUACGACCUCAUGCUGUAUGUUUUACACAAUGACGUCAUAAUACCAUACCACACGAUAUAUGUAACGAGAACCAAUAUGUUAAUUGAACAAUAUUUGUGUCAGGCAGUGACGUCAUACAUAUUUUGGACAAAAAUGACGUCACAGCAGAAUGUUUCAAAGACAUUUAAGUCCUGCAAUAUGUAUGGCAAUUUACGCCAUAUAGCAGACAUGACGUCAUAUGAAUAUCGUCCGCUCAGGUGUACAGAUGGUUUUUUUUCUAAAAAAGCUGUGACGCAGUUCAUUACGUAGACAAUCAAAAACGUAUAUAUCUAUAUGUGUAUAUAUCUAUAUGUUUAUAUCUCUAUGUGUAUAUACC